Coregonus sp. 'balchen' is the source of this 9912-nucleotide messenger RNA. NCBI's taxonomy places the organism in Eukaryota, Metazoa, Chordata, Actinopteri, Salmoniformes, Salmonidae. The record is from the annotation of a GenBank genome assembly.
AUGCGCAGGGUAAUGGGGCCGGUGGAAUGUCCUGUCACAGGUCUAUCUGUGUGCGUACAGAAGGAACAGGCCCUGCUUUGAUGUCACAUUAGCAACACUCAAAGGCUAAGUCGCUCCCACCCCUCUCAUAUAGGCCUGCUCCUAUGUUUUGUACAUUCAGAUGUCUUGUUUUUCUUUGACCCCUUUCUGAUGUCCUCUUUUGGGCUGUAACAGAACCUCUGCAUUUUGUAACCCAUUGAGCAUUUGAACCAACAGCAUUUUGUUUACUAACUAGUCCAUCUCCUUACCUACUUUGACACAGGCCUACUAGGUUUAAUUAUGUACUGUACCAUUGACCCAUUGAGUUUCUGAUCGUGUUGCUUUCCUGUCCCCCAUGCAGGUCAGGAGCGAUUUGGGAACAUGACGCGGGUAUACUACAAGGAGGCGGUGGGGGCAUUCGUGGUGUUUGACGUGACGAGGGGCUCCACGUUUGAGGCCGUGUCCAAAUGGAAACACGACUUGGACAGCAAGGUGAAACUGGCCAAUGGGAGUCCUAUCCCCUCAGUGCUGCUGGCCAAUAAGUGUGACCAGAAAAAUGAGACCUCCAACAACACUUCCCUCAUGGACAACUUCUGUAAAGAGACUGGCUUCCUGGGCUGGUUCGAGACCUCGGCCAAGGUGAGACACACACACAAAUACGCCUACACCAUAAGACUAUAACACAGUGGUGGCUGGUGGUACUUUAAAUGGGGAGGACAGGCUCAUAGUAAUGGCUGGAAUGAAAUGGUUUCAAACACAUCAAACACCUGGUUUCCAUUUGUUUGAUACCAUUACAUUCACUCCAUUCCAGACAUGAUUAUGAGCUGUCCUCCCCUCCACUAGCCUCCUCUGCUAUAACAGUGUGCUUUGUAGCUAUUAGCUCUCCCCAAAUCAUAAAGCAUUAACUACAGUAAUAGUACUACAAAUACUAUUACAGCUAGUGUGUGCAUUAGGCUUUUUUUAUCAGCUUGAACUGAAGGUAACUGUAGGUCUUUGUUUCCAAGGUUGUUUCCUAAUGUUUUACAGGUUGCUUUCCAGUAAAAACAAAAAAUGCAAAUAUGUGGAUUGUCAACGACAAACACAAGGACAAACCUUUUUCUGUAUUACUCAGAUCAGCUCAGAGUAGCAUGAAAUUGCCCAUAUUAAGGCCACAUGUUUAAGAUGGCUGACAUUCCUCAGUGUAUUAAGGAUAAACCAGUGCUUUCAUGGCUCUAGUUGCAUGGCUGAUUCACUGCAGCUUACCAUUUUAAAUCAUGCUUCACACAUGACGUUACUGUGCAUUGUUUUUAUGAUAGUUUUUUUGUGCAACAUCGAACACUGAAUAGAUGGGGAAAAAACUAAGGCAAGAAUAGCAUGAAAAGGUAAUGUAAUACAAGUGUUAAGCCACUGGUGAUUUAAGCCCUGACUGGGGGGAGUUAAAUCAAAACAUUUGGUAGCAGUACUCCUCGUGCUGCCAAAUCUAAUUAUUUGUACUGUGGGUCAUUGUGCUGUUGAAAGGAGCAGAGUUGGAAAACACAAGCAUACCCCACCGUGUCACUCUGAGCACUUUAAGUUAGGAGAGACAGAAGCAUGCUAGCCAACAGUUCCAGCCAGCGUCACAAUAACAACAAUAAUGGAAGCUGUCUUCAAUGCCAUUCCAAGAUAUGUAAAAGGCCUUCAAUUGAGUGCAUAUCCUCAUCUGACAACACUCUGCUUUGUUUGACAGCUUAAAGCUUUUUAUUGGAGGUUGUCAGGCGAGGUCUUUAGAGAGAAAUUCAAAAUUACAUUUGUAGUAUUAGGGAUCAGGGAGCAGGAUUUCGUUAAGGUGUAUGUAUAUAUGUACACUACCAGUCAAAAGUUUGGACACACCUACUCAUUCCAGGGUUUUUCUUUAUUUUUACUAUUUUCUACAUAAUAGUGAAGACAUCAAACCUAUGAAAUAACACAUAUGGAAUCAUGUAGUAACCAAAAAAGUGUUAAACAAAUCAGAAUAUAUUUUAUAUUUGAGAUUCUUCAAAUAGCCACCAUUUGCCUUGAUGACAGCUUUGCACACUCUUGGCAUUCUCUCAACCAGCUUCAUGAGGUAGUUACCUGGAAUGCAUUUAAUUUAACAGGUGUGCCUUCUUAAAAGUUAAUUUGUGGAAUUUAUUUCCUUCUUAAUGCGUUUGAGCCAAUCAGUUGUGUUGUGACAAGGUAGGUGGGGUUACAGAAGAUUUGGUAAAAGACCAAGUCCGUAUUAUGGCAAGAACAGCUUACAUAAGCAAAGAGAAACGACAUUCCAUCAUUACUUUAAGACGUGAAGGUCAGUCAAUACGGAACAUGUCAAGAACUUUGAAAGUUUCUUCAAGUGCAGUCGUAAAGACUAUCAAGCACUAUGAUGAAACUGGUUCUCAUGAGGACCGCCACAGGAAUGGAAGACCCAGAGUUACCUCUGCUGCAGAAGAUAAGUUCAUUAGAGUUACCAGCCUCAGAAAUUGCAGCCCAAAUAAAUGCUUCACAGAGUUCAAGUAACAGACACAUCUCAACAUCAACUGUUCAGAGGAGACUGUGUGAAUCAGGCCUUCAUGGUCGAAUUCCUGCAAAGAAACCACUACUAAAGGACACCAAUAAGAAGAAGAGACCUGCUUGGGCCAAGAAACACGAGCAAUGUACAUUAGACCGGUGGAAAUUUGUCCUUUGGUCUGGAGUCCAAAUUUGAGAUUUUUGGUUCAAACCGCCGUGUCCCAUCUGGUUUGGGCUUAGUGGGACUAUCAUUUGUUUUUUAACAGGACAAUGACCUAGGACCUGCCACUCAAAUGCCCCCGACCUCAACCCAAUUGAGAUGGUUUUGGGAUGUAGUGAGUACGGACGAACAAACGAAGUAAGGGAAGCAGCAACAAUAGCUCAGAUCAUUGGAAACCGCUUCAAGAUGUUGGAAAAUUAUUCCAGGUAAGUGGUUGCGAAUGCCAAGGUGUGAAAAGCAUGUUCAUCAAGGCAAACGGGUGGCUAUUGAAGAAUCUCAAAUAUAACAUAUAUUUUUUAACACUUUUUUGUUACUACAUGAUUCCAUAUGUGUUUUCUCAUAGUUUUGAUGUCUUCACUAUUAUUCUACAAUGUAGAAAAUAGUAAAAAAUAAAGAAAAACCCUUGAAUGAGUAGGUGUGUCCAAACUUUUGACUGGUACUGUAUGUAUGUAUGGUAUGUAUGUAUGUAUGUAUGGUAUGUAUGGUAUGUAUGGUAUUGUAUACAUACUGAACAAAAAUCUAAACGCAACAUGUAAAGUGUUGGUCCCAUGUUUCAUGAGCUGAAAUAAAAGAUCCCAGAAAUGUUCCAUACGCACAAAAAGCGUAUUUCUCUAAAAUGUUGUGCACAAAUAUGUUUACAUCCCUGUAAGUGAGCAUUUCUCCUUGGCAUAUCAAGAAGCUGAUUAAACAGCAUGAUCAUUACACAGGUGCACCUUGUGCUGGGGACAAUAAAAUGUGCAGUUUUGUCACACAACACAAUGCCACAGAUAUUGCAAACAUUUCUAAAAACCUGUUUUCACUUUGUCAUUAUGGGGUAUUGUAUGAAGAUUGAUGAGGGAAAAAUAUAAUUUCAUCCAUUUUAGAAUAAGGCUGUAAUGUAACAUAAUGUGUAAAAAGGGAAGGGGUCUAUCCAGGCUCUGUCGCCGCCGGCCGCGACCGGGAGACUCAUGGGCGGCGCACAAUUGGCCCAGCGUCGUCCAGGGUAGGGGAGGGAAUGGCCGGCAGGGAUGUAGCUCAGUUGAUAGUGCAUGGCGUUUGCAACGCCAGGGUUGUGGGUUCGAUUCCCACGGGGGGCCAGUAUAAAAAAAAUAUGUAUUCACUAACUGUAAGUCGCUCUGGAUAAGAGCGUCUGCUAAAUGACUAAAAUGUAAUGUAAUGUAUGUCUGAAUACUUUCUGAAUGAACUGUAUAUGUGUGUGUAAAGAAUGUGUGUAACAAUCGGCUCUCUCUGUGUGAAAAUUAGGUCAACUGGGAUCUGCCUGUCAUGAAGCAAUGGAGGGAACUCUCUCUUUUUGUGUGUGUGUGUGUGUGUGUGUGUGUGCCUCAGUUCACUGGGUCUUUAGGUUUCUGCUAGCCCCUGUUACUGCAAUUCUGAUGCCCCCACAAGCCCCUAACCCUGGGUAAACGACAGUUACCUCUCACACGUUCCCCUGCAGUGCCCCUGUUACCUACACACAGUAGCACCAUUCCAGACAGACACUGUACCAGGUCUGAGAGGGGGGUCAUACACACCAAUGAAACAAUAUGUGUUUGAGCAGGGUUUGUUUAGACAGUUGUAGCAUGCGCGCACACACACACACACCAGGUACAUCCACAUUCCCUAGCCCGGUAGUUCCCAACUUUAUUUUUUACUGUACCACCAACAGAUUUCUUUCUCUGCAUGGAGAACCCCUGAAGUAUCCCCUCAUGUGCAUUUUACCAGUAGGCUUAUGGUCUCACGAGUCUUCUCAAGUACCCCCUGUGGAUAGGCCAUGUACCCUCAGGGGUCCUAGUACUCCUGGUUGGGAACCACUGCCCUAGCCCACAGGGAGACCUUUUAGAGCCACACAAACUGUCUCUUUAUCAGCUUUGAGGAUGUGAUACCCUCGGCAUUUCCCAGCUCAAAUCCUGAGCUGUUAGACCUGUAAGAGCUUAGACAUGUCCUUUGACUGAUUAUAGCUUAAGUGUGCCACUAGAAACCAAAGCAGGCCACUGCUAUUUCAGCCCCAUCUCUGCUAUAGGAGAGAAUUCCUCCCUGAAGAAUCGGUCAAGUCCAACCUUAUACAGAUACACUCAUAAUAGGCCAUCAUGUGUUGAAUCAUGUAGCACAAUCAAUAUUCAUAUCCAAUGUAAAAUGCCCCUCAUGAAGCCACCCUGAUUAUUACUUUGAAAACUUUAUUUUCUGUAUAAUUUCUCCUAGGAUAACCUAUUAACCUUCAUUGUGAGAAAGGCUUUAUCUAUGUCUGUUCAAAGCCUUGAGAAUUGUGUGCGUGUGUGUGUUUUUUUAGCCUGUGGGAUUGUAUGCAGUGAGCACUACUGUCUAACAGUUAAACAGAAUGGCAAACAUUAGCUUUCAGGAUUUCUCAGGCUUCGUGAAAUGCAAAAUGUCCAUGCUACUGAAUUCCCUUUUCUGUCAUCACCUGCAGCUGUGCAUACGCAUGUGAGUGUGUGUGUUCAUGUGAGUGACAGAAGGUGUGCCAGUACCCAGCAUGCACCAGCACAUGUUCCUAAGAUAAAUGACUCCAUUAGGGGACAUAACUCAGAUGGUUGGCAUGGCGCUCUGGCUGUGUGUGUGCACGUAUGGAGCUCUGGCUGUGUGUGUGCACGUAUGGAGCUCUGGCUGUUUGUGUGCACGUAUGGAGCUCUGGCUGUGUGUAUGCACGUAUGGAGCUCUGGCUGUGUGUGUGCACGUAUGGAGCUCUGGCUGUGUGUGUGCACGUAUGGAGCUCUGGCUGUUUGUGUGCACGUAUGGAGCUCUGGCUGUGUGUGUGCAUGUACCACCCGUGUGUUUUUAGAGAAAUGUCUGCCCUUAUUUUGUGCUGAACCACUAUUCUAACAACCAUCUCCUUAAUUAUGAGACUCAAGGGAAAUAUCACUCUCUCUCUUUCUGCUUCUCACUGUCUUUCUCUAUUUACCUCUCUCCAUCGGUCCCCCUCCUUCUCUCCCGUUCUCCUUCCCUUCCUCGUCUGUCUGUCUGUCUCUCACUGACUCAAUCACACAUGAAAGGCUCUCUGAGGAGCUCAGCUGGAUCUGUUUUUCUCACCGGCCUCAUGUUUCUGAAUUACUGAGGAAUUAUGAAAUAACUUCUUGGCUCUAGGGAACUGACCAGCUACACAGCAGAUGUAGCAACCAGGAAAAAUAGCCCCAAAACAACAAACAAAACGCUAGUUGAACGCUAGUUACAAGACAAAGUAUACCACCCCACAUUCAUGGACACACGCAGUUUGCACAAUCAUUUGCCCUAGAUACUCACCCUUCAGUUGAUGCUCAGUAAUGCAUUGGCCACAUUAGCCAUACAGGCUUAAUCUUAUUUUAUUAAUUUUUUGUGUGUAUUUUUUGUAUUGAAUUUAAAACAUACAAUCUACCUGCAGUGAAGCUGCUCAACAAUUACGUUUAGUCAUCUAGCAGACACUCCCAUCCAGAGCGACCCACAGGAGCAACCAGGAUCAAGCGCCCCGCCCAAGGGCACAUCGACAGAUCUCCCACCAAGUCGAAUCGGGGACCCUAACCAGCGACCUCUCGGCCACUCACCCAACCUCCCAAACGCCAGGCCACCAACCAUCCAAGAUCCCCUCCCACAGUUCCCCGAGAGAUGCCCCUCAACCAUCCGAGACUCCCCCCCCCAAAAAAACCUCCCCCUCCAUUUCUGUAUGGACAUUGCUUUGUACACAUGGGCAUGCUGAAACAGGAAAGGGCCUUCCCCAAACUGUUGCCACAAAGUUGGAAGCACAGAAUCGUCUAGAAUGUAAUUGUAUGCUGUAGGAACUAAGCCCAAACCAUGAAAAACAGCCCCAGACCAUUAUUCCUCCUCCACCAAACGUUACAGUUGACACUAUGCAUAAGAGAAGAUAGUGUUCUCCUGGCAUCCGCCAAACCCAGAUUCGUCCGUCGGACUGCCAGAUGGUGAAGCGUGAUUUAUCACUCCAGAGAAAGCAUUUCCACUGCUUCAGAGUCCAAUGGCAGCAAUCUUUACACCACUCCAGCCGACGCUUGGCAUUCUGCAUGGUGAGCUUAGGCUUGUGUGCGGCUGCUUGGCCAUGGAAACCCAUUUCAUGAAGCUUCCGACUAACAGUUCUUGUGCUGAUGUUGUUUCCAGAGGCAGUUUGGAACUCGGUAGUGAGUGUUGCAACAGAGGACAGGAUUUUUAAGCGCUUCAGCACUCGGCGGUCCUGUUCUGUGAGCUUGUGUGGCCUACCACUUCGCAGCUGAGCCGUUGUUGCUCCUAGACUUUUCCACUUCACAAUAACAGCACUUACAGAUGACCAGGGCAGCUCUAGCAGGGAAGACAUUUUAUGAGCUGACUUGUUGGAAAGGUGGCAUCCUAUGACGGUGCCACGUUGAAAGUCACUGAGCUCUUCACUAAGGCCAUUCUACUGCCAAUGUUUAUCUAUGGAGAUUGCAUGGCUGUGUACUCGAUUUUAUACACCUGUCAGCAAUGGGUGUGACUGAAAUAGCAGAUUCCACUAAUUUGAAGGGGUGUCCACAUACUUUAGUAUAUAUAGUGUAUCAUUCAAAUAUGCCGUGAUGUUUAAUGGUCCUCUGUAGCUCAAUUGGUAGAGCAUGGCGCUUGUAACGCCAGGGUAGUGGGUUCGAUCCCCGGGACCACCCAUACGUAAAAAUGUAUGCACACAUGACUGUAAGUCGCUUUGGAUAAAAGCGUCUGCUAAAUGGCAUAUUAUUAUUAUUAUUAUUUAACAUACAAUUUUAAAUCUAUCUAAUCGAAUAGAAUCCACAGAUUGCGAGUUGAAGAUAAAUACUUUUACUAAGAGUAUUAGUAUAUUAGUAAUUGACUGACCAGGUCUCUCCAAAUCUCCCGACAAUGCUAUUUCUAGAGUCAGUUUUAGAUUAAUAUUAUGCUUUUCAGCCAUUCCUGAACCUGAAACCAGAAACAGGCAAACAUUUGGGCAAUACCAGAACAAAUGGUCUUGAUUCUGUAUCCUCACAACAAAAUCUGCAGAGCUGCGAUGAUUGUAUGCCCCAAAUAUUCAACAUUUUGUUUGUGGCAAGAAUUUUCUGUACAAGAAUUUUUGAUGAAAAGCUCAAAGUCUUGAAUCUUGCGUCAUUUUAUAUAUCAACUCAUACACCCUGUGCCAUGGAAUCGGUACAUAAAAAAUCUCUUCCCAGCUAUUUAGCAAUCUGUAUGGCACAGCCGUCAACAUCCUGGUCCUCAGAUGAAACCAGUAUACUUUCCUAUUUAUGCUAUUUUUGUUCCUCUGCCAGUUUUUAUAUUGGGCAGACAGACCAGUUCCCUACCUCCUCCCGCUGCCACCUGCCUCCUCCAUUUGUUGGUUGUAAUCUUGGAUUGAGCAGACCUUCCCAUACAAUUCCGAUAGCUCCAUGAAUGGCAUAACUCUACCAUUACAAUUUACAAUAUCAUUUAAAAACAAAAUACAAUUCUCAAACAUAUUUUCCAUAAAUACAGGUAUUUUAUCAACCAGCACAUUUGAGGUCAACCAUAAUAUUUGUUGUAAUAUAGUUUCUGGGGAAUGAAAUUGCUCUGCAUUGCUAGUUUGAAAAAGAGAGAUACUUUGGACUUGGGAAAGCUGAUCUGAGAUCUAUUCUAAGAACCUCCCUAAAGUCUAGAACCACAGACUCCGAUAGGACAUCCCUCAACACAAAACACUGCAGGUUCUUUUUAAAGAUCCUUACUUAUUUUUUGUAAUUUUAAAUAGAUUUCUAAGUCUUUUUGUAAAUGAUUGUAAAGCCCAAUAUAGUACUUUACAAUAAUUGUAUGGCUUUUAUCGCGAUCGACCUGUUGGCGCGCGCACUGCUUAGAGGGAACAUUGGUCACCAUGUGAAGGAUCGGCCAAGCAUUCAGAAGCAUGCCUCAGGCUACGGUCCCUAAAGGUUGGGGAAGGCACACAGGUCACAUGACUUUCUGUGACAUCUUGUGGUUGAGACAUCGACUGCUGGACAGCUCAGAGAGAGAGACCAUGCGGAAUCCAUAUGUCAAGGGUGUACUAUAUUGGGCUUUACAAUCAUUUACAAAAAUACUUAGAAAUCUAUUUAAAAUUACAAAAAAUAAGUAAGGAUCUUUAAAAAGAACCUGCAGUGUUUUGUGUUGGGGGUUGUCCUAUCUGAGUCUGUGGUUCUAGACUUUAGGGAGGUUCUUAGAAUUUAUUUCGGAUUAGCUUUCCCAAGUCCAAACCUGAACUAAAUAAUUACGAGGUUUGUUUGCCUGCUUAUUUUUAUUGGACUUCAAUUGGGUUUUGAUUUCCUUAUUUAUUGACACACCAGAUUCGUCCUGUGUUCAUGACCUCACCAGCAUAAUACAUCCUAAUCAAAGAGCAGUUUAUUCUCAAAUAGUCAAACUCAAAAAACUUGAAGAAUUUUAGUUGAAAUCCCAUCUGCAUUCAUAAUUAGAUGAACUUUGAUGUGUUUGAUGCCAUGCUCCAUCGACUUAGGCCUCUCAAUUCUGUUUGAUGCGGUGUUGACACACUUGUGUGGUCCAGUCAUACACUAACCCUGAGUUUCGCUACUCCCAAGGUGCCCUGGCUGUAUCUCUGAAGUGUCCCUUUGUACAUGCCUUAGCUACAGUCGAGGCCUGGAGAAGACCCAUCAAUAUUCAUAACCUUUCCAAAGCGAGGGAUGACAGCUUUGUGCUGUGCUGCGCUCGUCUGCCGAGGAGCAAAAAAAGACAAAAGGAGGAUGGCUUUGGUUUAACCCUGCUGUUUUCAAGGCCCACUCUCUGACACCUCUCAGAUGCCUGCUGGGGUAUAUGAAGUAAUCUAAAGAACUUUAGCGGAGUUAUCAAAGAAUUAUGGUCAGAUUGCUAAUGUUGGAAGCCUAGUCACAGCCAUUAUCAUUGGGAAGGUGGUCGUCUGGAGUUGACAGCUGAAAACAUAACCUAUUUUGCUUGAGUAGAGGAGAAAGGACCAAUGGUUUAUAUCUUUUUAUAGGCUAAUGUUCUGUGUAACAAAUGGAUGUGGCCAAACCGGUUUCACCAAUGUUGCAUCUCAUUAGGUAACUGCCUAAACCAAUAUCCCCCAGCAAUUGUAUUUGUGUUUUAAUGUGAAUUGAGAUGAUCUUUAACCUUAAGCCUGUUAUUUUUUUUACCUUUCCCAGGACAACAUCAACGUGGAUGAGGCAGCUCGGUUCCUGGUGGAGAACAUCCUGCUGAAUGACAAGGGCCUGCCGUACGAGGAGAGCAACGGAGACCGCAUCAAACUGGACCAGGAGACGAUGGCUGCCGAGAGUAAAUCAGGCUGCUGCUAG